Messenger RNA from Diversispora eburnea, 1257 nucleotides. NCBI's taxonomy places the organism in Eukaryota, Fungi, Glomeromycota, Glomeromycetes, Diversisporales, Diversisporaceae. The record is from the annotation of a GenBank genome assembly.
AUGGAGGCACAAAAACUCAUGAAAAGAAAAAGAAAUAACACAGUCGAGGUAAGCUUUGAGGAGGAUCCUACUAUAAGUGAAUUUAAUUUUCAAGGUCCUUUUUUAGCAUCAUUUCACGGAAUUCCGCCACCGCAAGAUGUAGAGUUUAACACCUACCAAUCUUCAAAUGGAAGAAAACUUAUGAUUGCGGGGGAAAAUUCCGAAGUAAUUUUCGCAUCGAAAGAAUACGAAGCAGAUCAAGUUUCAGAGUAUAUGAUAGCUAUUUAUGAUAAAACUACAAAUAUAGUAACGUUUAGGCCCGCUCCCGUUAUUGAUAUAGCCCCUAUUCCAAAACGACUUAAGUUAGAAUCAAACGAGACAAAGAUACAAGACAAUUUUCUUGUCGCGAAAACAGCUCUCGAUAAAGAAUUUGGUUCGAAGAAGAUGCGAUCCAAGAUUCUUUCAAGAGAGAGAGGGAAAAUUGACGCUUCACAGGUGCAAGAAGUUGAAAAAAUUGUCUCAAAUAUUGAAGAAACUAUUAAAGCGAUCCCAACUGAAGAGGAUAUAAAAGUUAUUAAUGAAGAAAAUAGACCAAUACCUCCAUACAAUAUUAAUGCUGUUAAAGUUGCUGACGUUUAUAAACUUGAUGAUAUAGUGUCACCAAUUGAAUUUGAGGCAAUUCCUGUUCAACAAAUCUUGCGAGCCAAAACUAAUUCCAAAAGAUUGGAAUUAUUACCGUUCAAAUCAAAUUUUAUCAAUGAUCGUCUCCUUCCCUCUCUUGGUACCAAGGAAGUUAACAAAAAACGUAUCAAAAUACUUUUAUAUAUCAAUUAUCUAAUGGCAUUUCGAUCGGCUCGUGAACAUCUUAAUGAGCGUGGCGUUAUGUUAGAAAAGUUGAAAAAUCCUCCUGAUAUAAUUCUAAAGAGCCUAUAUGAACGUUAUACUGAGACUUCAUUUUUAAAGACAGGAGGGAGACAAAGAUCAAAAAUGACGUCGAAAUGCGAAGACAAACUUUUAUGUUACAUGUUCGUACUUUGUUUAAUGCUAGAAGUAUUUCGUGUUGACCCAGAAAAAUUAAUUGAAGACUUGACAAUUACAGCCAAGAAAGCUUUUAGUAUAUUUAGAACACUUGGAUGUAAAGUCGAAGGAGCAAGUAAACAAGAGAGAGAAUCAAUCGGUCUUAAUGCUUCACAAGCUAGACACAUGAAGCGUGCUGUGCUAACAAUUCCAUUGGUAUUUCCGGAACCCUCAAAGAAGAGAUUCAAUAAACAAAAAUAA